CUUGAAUCAGGAAGUCGUUUGCUAAUGUUUUGAAGCGUGAAAAAACUUUCAAUAAAAAGCUCAUUUCGGGCGAAAAUGUCCGCGGAACCUCUCGCUAUUGGCGCAUUGACGUCGGAAAACGAUGAAAACUUAAUUCGAAACGUUUGGCUAUUGCGCAGUUUUGGCCUCGUUUCCACGAUGUGACAUGACCGAGGAGGAUUUACACCAAAAUCCCCAAUUCUGUAGACUCCUGGCCAGUCUUUCUCAUCAUGUGGAUAAAACUGGGCUCACUGCCUCAGUGAAAAAAGAGCUGGAAAAGGCUGAGCAGAACUUGAAGACACAGCGACGAAUCUGGCUGCAGUCCGAGGGCCUCCACAGAGCUCUACUGGAGAUGAUUCAGGACCACACUGCUAGGAAGGCACAUGCCGCAGUAACACCUGACGAGAACAUGUUUUACGAGACAAUGGAGAGGUGCCUUCUUGUAGCCAAGUGUGCGAAAUUGCUGGAUCCAAGCAACACGACGGAGAAGGAUAAGCCCUCCAUUCUGGGUUUGACCCCCCAACAAGUCAUGGAGCUCAUGCCUUCUGAGAAUAAUAUACAAAAAAUGAAAGCGACUCUACCUGGAGCCCUGGAGGAACACCUCAAGAAAAAAUGUUGCAGUUUUCUCUCCUACUAUGAACCGGAAUGGGAUGAUCAGAGCGAAUCUCUGAAGCUCAGCAAGUUUUCUCAUCUGCCGGCAAAACUUCAAGACGAUCAGAAAAAGGCUGCGGCUCUGGAGGAAAGCACCCGUGAAAAGAAAGUUCUCAUCCAAAGGGUGACAGAACAGUACCUCUCUGAGAUGACAAAGUGUGUCCAGAUCAUGCAGUCUUUCAUCUUGGAAAACCAUUUGAAGGUCCAGGCUGAUUUGGAUAAGAUGAAUUUAGACUAUCUUGAGGGCAAAUGUGAAUUAUCCUUGCAAAAGAUCAUGGCUGAGAUAGCUGCGAUUAGGCUGGAAACGUACACCCCUGACACCAUUUCUGCCCACAAAGAAAUAAGAAAACAUCUGGAGUCGGAGCUGAGCACCUACCGAGAGGAGAAACGGUCUAUGGAGUUGAAGUUGUCCUCCUUCGAGGUCUUGGGCAAGGAUUUUGAGGCCCUGGUUGAAGAGUAUGGCAAGAUACGAGAGGAAAUUGAACUGAAAAACUGGGCUAUAGAGGAAUUAUCCAAGUUCAAUGAAAAAUAAAGAUGGCACAAAUGGAAUGAUAACAUGUUUAAGACUUUCUAGAUUUUUGAAGAUGUUUGGAUAACAUUGUUAUUACGUGUUUUUAUGUAUUUACAUCGUAUUAUAGUGUCCUGGACAGAACAAUAAAGUGUGAAGUAUC
Molecule: messenger RNA, 1340 nt
Organism: Corythoichthys intestinalis (scribbled pipefish)
Lineage: Eukaryota; Metazoa; Chordata; Actinopteri; Syngnathiformes; Syngnathidae
Gene: haus4
Product: HAUS augmin-like complex, subunit 4
Exons: 9
Coding region: 185-1201 (338 amino acids)
Biological process (GO): spindle assembly; centrosome cycle
Cellular component (GO): HAUS complex
Molecular function (GO): microtubule minus-end binding
Source: RefSeq, a predicted model, not a curated record